This is a messenger RNA of Trypanosoma rangeli, 405 nucleotides long. RefSeq lists its product as uncharacterized. Lineage: Eukaryota; Euglenozoa; Kinetoplastea; Trypanosomatida; Trypanosomatidae. The transcript has a single exon. The coding region runs from base 1 to 405 and encodes 134 amino acids. The record is from RefSeq and is a predicted model, not a curated record.
AUGCCGCGCUCUCUCAUCGUGCUGCUGACGUACGACGACCCGGAGUGCGGCGGGGCCGCGGACGCCCUUGUGGAGCACUUGCAGCGGGACUGUGCUGUGGUGGGGGACAGGUGCCAGCUGAUGGUGAAGCCGAUAGCCAUUUUGCACGGCGUCUCGCACCGGGACGCGCUGUACCGGACGCUGCAGGACCUCUUUCAAGUGAAACCUAAGGACAUUUACGUCAUCACCUUUUUAAAGGAAAACAACUUUGAGGAGUACCGCAAGGUUCGUGAGCUUUGCAACGGGGUGAAGCCGUCUUGCAUCAAACAUCAGUUGUUGACGCAUGUGGCGAAUUAUAACGAUGUUGGGCUUAUCAUACGGAAUCUCGUGCGACUGGUACUAGAAGAAAUGCGGAAGGAGGUGUGA